Messenger RNA from Malaya genurostris, 616 nucleotides. RefSeq names its product high mobility group protein D-like. Bases 211 to 549 code for a protein of 112 amino acids. The transcript is spliced from 3 exons. Lineage: Eukaryota; Metazoa; Arthropoda; Insecta; Diptera; Culicidae. Gene Ontology annotation, molecular function: transcription cis-regulatory region binding. The record is from RefSeq and is a predicted model, not a curated record.
AAAAAUGAUCUGGCAUCCUUGAUUGGCGGCAUUCGGUAUUAGCCUAUAAAAUACAGCAAAGGAUAAAAAGGUUUUUUGUCACUCAACAAUUUUUAAGGAAAAGUAUUUUUCGUGAUAUUUCGGUUUAACACCCUUAAGAAAAUAUCGACUGUUUUUAAGAUCCCUACUUUAGUUUCGUCAACUCUGUAAACACCUACCAAACAAAGUACAAUGGCUGAAAAACCGAAACGUCCUCUGUCCGCCUACAUGUUGUGGUUGAGCUCUGCCCGUGAACAGAUAAAGAAGGAGAACCCCGGUAUCAAGGUGACAGAGAUCGCUAAGAAGGGCGGUGAGCUAUGGAGAGCAAUGAAGGACAAGAGCGAAUGGGAGAACAAGGCCGCCAAGCAAAAGGAUCAGUAUAACAAACUUGUUCAGGAGUUCGAGCAGAAUGGUGGCAGCAAGGACGCCGGUAAGAAAAAGAGUAAGACUGCAAAGAAGGCUGCACCUAAGAAAGGCAAAAAGAAUGACGAUGAUGACGACGACGACGACUCCGGCGAGGAAAGUGAUUGAACUAAUAACUUAAGUAAAAUAAACAAAAACUGACAACAGUAAAAAAAAUCUGUUUUAAUUUACCUAG